Paramecium pentaurelia is the source of this 1788-nucleotide messenger RNA. The record is from the annotation of a GenBank genome assembly. Lineage: Eukaryota; Ciliophora; Oligohymenophorea; Peniculida; Parameciidae.
AAUGGAUUUAAAUUCAGAAGAAAAUAAGAAAAAGCUUAAUGUAGCUUUCUAAUAGAUGAAAACUAAAAUUUAAGUAGAGGAAAGAAAGGCUUCAGAAGAAGAAUAGAAGAGAAUUGAAUUUGAAGAGAAAUGUCAUACAUUAAAUAACUAAAAAACAUAGCUUGAUCAAAAAUUAGCUAAAACUGAAUUAGCUUUUAAAAGGAAAUGUGAAGAAUUACUUGAAAAAGAAGAAAAAUACAAUGAAUUACAGAGAAAGUUAGAUUUUUUUAAUGUAAAUCUAUAGUAAAAACCCUUUAGAUGAAUGAACCAAAAAAAGGAUUUUUUAAUUUUGGAAGUGAUGAAAAUAAAUUGUAUAGAAAAAAGCUAUUUGAUUUUUAGCAAGAAAUAGAAAUAAAGACAAAUGAAUUAUAAAGACUUCAUGAACUAUUAUUUGAUACAAAAAAGAAUCAUGAUGAAACAGAAAAGCAUUAUUAAGAAUAGAUUAGUAAAUUAGAAUGUAAUAUAUAAAUGUAGAUUGAGACAACUGAAAAAGAAAAGAAACUUAAAUAAGAAUUAGAAAAAUAAGUAUAAUAAUUAAAUUAAAGUAUAAUAAACAAAGAGUAAGAACUUAAAGUAUGUAAAUAAUAAUUAAAUGAAUAAGAUGAUGAGAUUAGAUAACUUAAAGAAUAAUUAUAAUAGUAAUAAUAACUUUAUAACGAAUUAUAAAUUACGUUAAUUCACAAAAAAGAAGAAUUAAAAAAGAAUUAUUAAGAAACAGAUUAAUUAAAAGUUACUUUAGCAUCUAUAAAAGAGAAUCUAUUCAACAUCAUCCCAUAAUUAGAGAAUGAAUCUUAAAAUUCUUAAAUAGUAUUAGGUCUCAAAUAAUUUGUUGAUAAGACUUUUGGAAUUGAUAAACAACGUGAUUAAAAAGGUAAUUUACAAUAUUAUAAAUAUAGUUAAUUAAAUAAAAUAAGAACAAGAACUUUAGAAAGAAUUAUUAGUUUAAAAAGAUAGCUAUUAAGUAUUUUAGAAGGCAAAAGAUAGAAUUAUAAAAAUGGGAAAAAAUAUGGAGUAAUUAGAAAAGAAAAAUAAAAUGUUAUAAGAUCGAAUUUAUAUACUAGAAAAUAAAAGAGUACAAGGAAAAGGUUCAGAAUUUUUAAGUGAUAAAAUAAGUGUAAUGUGAUAAAUUUUUUUUAAUGGAUAUUAUUUAAUAUACUUUCAUAUUAUAAUGGCAUACUUAGAACAAUUUAGAAUAAAAUCUUAACAUAGUUUAAAAAUUCUAAUAAAUAAAAACAAUUUCCAUUUAGUAGUUAAUGUCUCAAACUGAUAGCACAAAAACAUCAGGUUAAAAAGUUAAGAAAUCUUUAAUCAGUCCAUUAAGAGAAGCAUUUAAUCAUUUUACAAAAUCAUAUAGAUUCUACAUUUCUAAUGAAGAAUAAAUAAUUGAAGUAGUAAUAGAUUUACCUUCUCAAACUGAGCUUGUGAUUGCAAUCAGCCGUGCCUUAUAAUAAGCAAGCAAGGAUUAUCCAAUUGAUUAAAAUCCUAAAAAUUAUGAAGCUUAUAUAGCAAAAAAGAAUGGAAAACCUAAAACUGAUUUUCCUUCAUAUUCUAUUGAUCUUAAAAUGGAGGAGACUUAAAAUUUUGUAUUCUCUCUUGUUCAUGUAACAUUUUAAGAAAGAAAGCCAAAAAGAAAAUCUACUUAUGAUUAUACAAACAACUACAGCCCAAUCAAACAAGGAUAAACCAAAGAUAUUGAUGAAAUCAAAGGACAAAAGAAUUGGCUUCUUAGAUUUUUGGGUUGUGGUUGAU